AUGCUAACAUCAACACCGGUCAUGUUGGACGAUGACUCCAACAACAUCACCAACAACACCAACAAGCUAUCAUUCACAAAACUGGCAAAGAAACUCGGAAGCCAUAUGAGAAACGCUAGUGCCGCCUCAACAGACUCGUCAACAUCCACUCUCUGGAAACGAGAAAGGUCAAAAUCUGAUAACACUGAUGGAAUACUUACUACUACUGGAUCAAGUAGCAAACCAAACAGGAUAAAAUCAGUAUUUGCUCGCAUGAGAGUUAAAUCUGAGGAUUGGAAUACAAGCAACAGUACUGGUGGUAGUGGUGUGACGGAUGCCGCAGGAUGUGACGAAGAGUUUUCAAUCAUCACGCUAUAUAGUAGUACGAAUAGCGAUCGAAACUCGUAUGUCUUGUCAUCGCCGGAUGUAUGUGAUGCUGCUGCUGUGAUAUCUGACCCAAACGAAGAAGUUGUGCAUAGUUUGGAUGAUCUGGGAGCUAUCCAUAUUGAAUCGCAGCUACAAAAAGAUACUGAUACCCAAACUUAUAAUAAAGACCGCGUCUUCAAAUGUAAACCAAACUCUGAUACGUAUUAUAACCAUGAUGGUGAAGCUGGUGGGAUGCUCAGGUGUACGCCAAAGAUACCCUUCGAUGUCAUGCUGUCAUCGGCCUUUUGGGACAGCAUACUGGUUAUGAGCACUGCUGGAGCUCUUUAUAGUUAUGCUAGCUUCUCUUCAAGCCUACAGGCAAAGUUUGGUUGGAGCGAAACUGAAGUCAAUAUCGUUUCGUUCCUUGGAAAUACUGCUCUGUAUUUAGCCUUCAUAGUAUGUGGCCCGCUAUACGACAAAUUUGGUGCAUCAUGGACAAUGUUUCUAGCAGCAUUACUAUACUCGGGCGGCUUCAUCGGGAUGUGGAACUCGUACACCAAAACGACCGAUGGUUCGGUUUUGGGAUCUGUUGGAGUAGUAGGCUUCUUUUAUUUCCUCGCAGGAUGUGGAUCGUGUGCAGCAUACAUGGCCGUCAUUGGCUUAAAUAUCAAGAACUUCCCAAGUACUUGGACUGGGAAAAUCACUGGGAUACUACUGCUCUUUUACGGUCUCAGUGCUACGUUCGUCGCUCAGGUCUUUUAUCACGGAUUUGUUGAAGGAUCACCUGAUCCUGAUGCAGGCGGCUUCUUAAUGUUUCUGGCUAUAAUGGUGUUGGUUGUUAAUUUGCUCGGCGCAUGCUUUAUGUUUGAUACAUCAAAACCCCCAAUACCAAAGCUUGGAUCAAGCACUGAACUCACUGUCAAACCAACUGAUGCGAAAUCACCACGAAACUUGUCUAAAUCGAAUCAGGCAAGCACUGACGAAAUCAUAUCAUCAAACCAAAUCAACUCGCCCGAAGAAGAAGGAUUCUUUAUUGAGCACAACGACGCUUCAAACUCUCUCAUACCCCAUCCUGCCACGAAAACAAUAACAAUCCAAGACCAGCAUGAAGAGUCCCACAUGACACCAUAUCAAAUCAUAACCUCAAAGGAGUUCAUGUUAUAUCUCUUUGUAUGCGUCUGGCAGCAAGGCAUAACGUACUUUACCAACGUCUCAACAAUCCUCACAUCCGUAUCUCCAACAAUCGAUAAAGACACACUGGCUUCCCAAAUCAGUAUAAACGUGACGCUCUUGUCAGCUGCGAAUUCAAUUGGGAGGAUUGUGAUGGCUGUUGCAUGUGAUGUGGUCAAGCCGUAUGUGGACUCGUCGGCUCUACUUGUGGUUUCGCAGGUCAUGCUGCUUGUCGCUGCUGCUAUUAUAUCGGCUGGUGUGUCGCCAUCGUCGUUGUAUUUCUGCUCGCUGCUGCUGGGUUUUGGAUUUGGAUGCUGUGGAGCGCUGUUUCCACCGCUUGUGAGGGAUUUGUUUGGGAUGAAGAGUUAUGGGUUUGCGUGUGCAGGCCUGAUGGUUCCAGUGCCACUUGGAGUUUUCGUAGCAAACCUCUCAUUCGGUCAACUAUACGAUGUUGAAGCAUCACGUCAAGGAACAACCAUAUGCUACGGCCAUUCAUGCUAUCAGACAUCAUCUCUUCUGUCACUUGCCAUCCAAUUCGUCGUAGUCUGUGUCUCGCUUGGUCUUUUCUGGAGAAGGAGGUCAACAAGUCUUCUUCAAACGUCCAUGAAACGAGGAGGAUCAGUGUAG
Molecule: messenger RNA, 2142 nt
Organism: Synchytrium microbalum
Lineage: Eukaryota; Fungi; Chytridiomycota; Chytridiomycetes; Synchytriales; Synchytriaceae
Exons: 4
Coding region: 1-2142 (713 amino acids)
Biological process (GO): transmembrane transport
Cellular component (GO): membrane
Molecular function (GO): transmembrane transporter activity
Source: RefSeq, a predicted model, not a curated record